AAAAAAGAAAAUAUGAAUAAAAAAGCCCACAUUUUGUUUAACAAAACAAAAAAUCCUCUAUUUUGUAUGAUUUUCAGAUUUUUGGAAAAUUUUAUCUCCCGGGCCCCGCCGGCGGCUGCGUCAACGGCAGCACAGUGUUGCAACGAAGAUUCUAUCGUCUGAUUUGGACGACUCUCUUUGCGAACUUCAGAUUCAAGACGACGCCUAAUGCGCACUUGAGUGCAGUGAAUUCUUGUUCCUGAUAAAAAUGGCGACCGGAGCUUCCAGAAGAGUAUCGGCAGCGGCAGCCAGGUCUCACACUAGAAGACAUCAGCAGAAGAGUUUUGCUUUUUUCUCUCCAGGAUUCUUGAGGAGCAUGUUACAAGCAGCCAUACUGUUCUUCAUCUUAUGGGCUUAUCAGGCAACUAGGCCUCCUCCCCCCAAGAUUUGUGGAUCACCAGAUGGACCUCCGGUUACUUCGUCACGAAUACAGCUCAAGGAUGGACGACACUUGGCUUACAAAGAGCAGGGCGUUCCCAAAGAUAAAGCAAAGUAUAAGAUUGUGUUUGUCCAUGGGUUCGAUUCAUGCAGGCACAGUGUUGUCAUAGACACCACCCUUGCUCCUGGUGUUGCUGAGGAUUUGGGGGUGUACAUUGUUUCCUUUGAUAGACCUGGUUAUGGAGAAAGUGAUCCUAACCCAAAACGCACAGCAAAGAGCAUAGCGUUUGAUAUAGAGGAGCUUGCUGAUCGGUUGGGACUUGGUUCAAAAUUCUAUGUUGUUGGAUUCUCCAUGGGCGGGCAGGUUGUCUGGGGCUGUCUCAAGUACAUCCCUCAUAGACUUGCUGGAGCAUCUCUUGUAACGCCAGUAGUCAACUACUGGUGGCAUAACUUUCCUGGUAACUUGUCAAGAGAAGCAUACUACAACCAACUUCCCCAAGAUCAAUGGACCCUUCGUGUUGCUCAUUAUGCUCCAUGGCUUACAUAUUGGUGGAAUACACAAAAGUACUUUCCUUCAUCUAGUGUUGCUGCAAACAAGCUUGAGAUUUUCAAUUCGCAUGACCGAGAACUUCUGCCUAAAUACUUUUCAUUCGAAGAAGGCCAUGUGAGACAGAUAAGGCAACAAGGAGAAUACGAGUCCCUCCACCGUGACCUAAUUGUUGGUUUUGGAAGCUGGGAAUUCGACCCCAUGGAUCUGAAGAACCCAUUCCCAGAUAAAGAAGGUUCCGUUCACUUGUGGCAAGGAGAUGAGGACGGGCUUGUGCCCGUCACUCUUCAACGUCACAUUGCUCAGAAGCUUCCAUGGAUUCGUUACCACGAGCUUCCAGGGGCGGGUCACAUGUUCCCUUUUGCCGAAGGGAUGGCAGCCAAAAUCAUUAAGACACUUCUAAUCGGAGAAAGCGAUGAUUAGGAUGCCUACAGCUGCUCCUUGUGAUACAUCAGAAAUGGUAAUUUAAAAAUUUCUGUAUUUUACUCGCUGUUUAUUAAGUUUACAGUUGUCUUGUUCCCCAAACCAGCUGGACAGUUAGCUCAAUGUAAUUGAUUGUAAGUGAAGCUCUUUGACUAGUAUUUGAAGAGGCAAUGCAAUAUCUUUAUCCUUGUGCAAUGCUGCUAGUUACUCUCUCUCUCUAUAUAGUUAGUUAGUUAAUCUAUU
Messenger RNA from Cuscuta campestris, 1630 nucleotides. Lineage: Eukaryota; Viridiplantae; Streptophyta; Magnoliopsida; Solanales; Convolvulaceae. The record is from the annotation of a GenBank genome assembly.